AUGGCCCGUUUCUCUCCAAAGUUCAACGCUGAGGGCGAUGGGAAAAAACGGGGCGGUGCCGAGAGCCAAACUGAGGGCGCUCAAGCCCCUAAAAGGAGGAGAUUAGUCAAAGUCUCCAACCCCGGCGCUCAACCCACCGCUGCAGCUGCGUCUAAGGGCAAGAAUGCUGCCGGGACGUGCCAACUUUCUACCGCCAAAGCUUCCGCCGCCACGGCCACCGAGUCUGCCACUGUCACAGCUCCCAAUCCCGCUCCCGCUGGUUCAGCCACCAUUGCCGCCUCUAAAUCCACUACUAUAGGCGCCACAACCGCAACUGCUGACCAGCCAUCAACCGCUGACACAACCACCAACAUUGCUCAACCCUCAGCCACUGAGAAGCUUGCCGCCACCAACGCCACAACCGCUGCCGGCAUUAAUGAGACCAAGGAGGAGACCCUUGCUUGUCUUCUACGCGCUGGGUGUAUCUUUGCCCACGCGUUUGACAAUUUCAACGCCGUCGCUGCUGAGACUGAACGGUUGAAGGCUGAGAGUGCCCAGCACCAAGAAGCCGUUGUUGCUUGGAAAAAGCGCUUCGACAAACUGUUGGAGCAAGCGGGAAAGGAAAAGGUUCAGGCCGACAAGUUGAUUGGCGCGGCGGGGAUCAAGAUCGGCGAGCUGGAAGAUCAUCUGAAGCUGAUGAAGGAGGAGGCAGACGACCUCGAUGCAAGUCUCCAAGCUUGCAAAAAGCAAAAGGAUCAAAUAGAGAAGGAUCUGGUCGCCAAAGGCGAGGCGCUGGGUACCAAGGAGUCAGAGCUUGAAAUACUGGGCGCUGAACUGGAGUCAGCGAAGAAAGCGUUGGCGGAGCAGGAGAAGAAGUGUGCUGAGUCUUUGGCUUCGGCGAAGGCAGACCUGGAGGCGGCGAUGCGAGCUACUUCUGAAGAGAUCAAGAAGGCUGACGAGGCUCAUGGGGCAGCCCUCGCCGCGAAAGAUGCUGAGAUUACUUCUCAUCUUGCGAGAAUCAAAGAGCUAGAGGGCGAGCUGGCGGUGGAGAAAGCCAAAGCCACUGAGAUAGCUAAGUCCAUGUUUAAUGCUUAUCUGAAUGGAGCUUAUCAUUGUUUAGCCGAAUCUGAUAAUGUUGAAUUUGUGCUAUGUUUUCACAUGAGUGAUGAUGUGUUUUGGAAAAUGAACCUUCCCCAAGUUAUAUCUCAGGAGGAGAACAACAAAUUUUACAUUAGGCAUUCAAAUAUUGUUGUUUUGAAUGAUCGUGUUGGUUAUGUUAGGGAGUACAUGCGUUCUGAAUUUCGUUUUGAGAUUUGGAUGAUGAAUGAAUAUGGCGUGGAAGGUUCUUGGGUGAGAAUGUUUAACCUUGCCCGUGGACCUUGUCCUGAAAUUCUUUUGGAGUUUUGGAAUAAAGACGAUGAAGAUAUUUUUGUACUAGGAGGAGAUGAGUAUCAACCGUUGGUUUUGCACAAGAUUGGUAAACAAGAGGUGAAGGUAUGA
Molecule: messenger RNA, 1479 nt
Organism: Lotus japonicus
Lineage: Eukaryota; Viridiplantae; Streptophyta; Magnoliopsida; Fabales; Fabaceae
Exons: 3
Coding region: 1-1479 (492 amino acids)
Source: RefSeq, a predicted model, not a curated record